Funneliformis mosseae is the source of this 1395-nucleotide messenger RNA. NCBI's taxonomy places the organism in Eukaryota, Fungi, Glomeromycota, Glomeromycetes, Glomerales, Glomeraceae. The record is from the annotation of a GenBank genome assembly.
AUGACUUUGUUAAGACCUAAGGUUUUGAUUUUUGUACUUGUUGCUACAAUAUUCCUUCUAAUAUUUUGGCCAACAAGUUAUCAACACAAUCAAUGUACGGACAAAGGUUCACAAGACAUUUUUCCAAUAUUUAAUAAUAAUUCACCGGGACCAGUUAUUGAUGCAAUUAGAACAACGACCAUAACUGAUACAAAAGGAACGCAAAAAGAAUAUUUAAAUGCUAAGGGAUACAUUACAUUCCUUCAUAUAAUUCGUAAGCAACAUAAGACAGCGAUAGGAUCGUUAACACGUGCUGCGGAUUUGGCUGUAGCAAAUGACACAGUAUAUUCCGUCACUUUAAAACCACAAAAACCACCAUCAGGGGAUAUACAUGAUUAUAUGUCAUUAGGAAGAUAUUUUUGGCCAGAUCCAACCAAACCUGACGGUUUACCUUAUAUACGUAAAGAUGGAUAUGUUAACCCAGAAUUUUUCACCGUAUUAGAUUAUGUCUAUAUGCGAAAAAUGUUUAGGGAUGUACAAGAUUUAGGAUUUGCAUAUUUUUUUACCAGGAAUGAAACUUAUGUAGAAAAAGCGAUGUAUCGUAUUAAAGAAUGGUUUUUGGAUGAAGAGACCAAGAUGAACCCCAAUUUAAAUUAUGCAGGUUUUAGAAAAGGUCAAGUUAUGGGAUGGAGGACUGGAGUUUUAGAUUUUCAUCAAGUAUUUAGAAUGUUACAAGCCAUACCACUUAUGAGAUUUUCAAAUAAAUGGGAUCCAAGUAUAGAGGAAGGGUUAAAAGAGUGGUUAUCAGAGUAUUACGUUUGGUUCACUACAUCUAAAUUGGGUAGAGGGGAAAGUAAAACCAAGAAUAAUCAUGGUACAUUUUAUGAUGUACAAGCAUUAUUUUUAUUGGAUUACCUUGGUAGAUACGAAGAGGCGAAAUCUUUCAUAAAAACGUCGAUGGAGAAUCGGGUAAAUAAUGGUAUCUUACCAACGGGACAACAACCACAUGAAACUGAUAGACCAACUUCAUGGUUUUAUUCAAUCUUUAAUUUACAAGGUUUAUUCAUGUUGGCCGAAAGAGCUGAUCAUUAUGAUUAUGAUGCUUGGAAUUAUGUUGGUCCUGAAGGUCAAAGUAUACGUAAGGCUGUUGACUUUUUAUUACCUUUUGCUUUAAAUGAGGGUGAGGGUUGGCCUGUAACGAAUAUUAAAGGUUUUGAAGUGAACGAUUAUGUUAAAAUUUUAGAAUUAUCUUAUGUUAUUUGGGGUGAUGAAAAAUAUUUAAACGCUAUUGAAGAAUUAAGACCAAAAGCCAAAGCUGAACAAGCUGCCGGUCUUAAAUUAGCUAAAUGGGAGGAUAAUUAUCUUUGUGAUUUGGCUUUAUUGACAAAUCGUUUAAUUUGGACUUGUUUGUAUUAA